Molecule: messenger RNA, 9786 nt
Organism: Anguilla rostrata (American eel)
Lineage: Eukaryota; Metazoa; Chordata; Actinopteri; Anguilliformes; Anguillidae
Product: trichohyalin-like
Exons: 17
Coding region: 116-9217 (3033 amino acids)
Biological process (GO): vesicle-mediated transport
Molecular function (GO): GTPase activity; calcium ion binding; GTP binding
Source: RefSeq, a predicted model, not a curated record
CAAAGUAUUUAGGAUAUGAGCUCUGCAGAGGACGAGCAGUGCGCUUCAUGGAUGGCUAAAGCGAAGGCGGUCUGAGAGAGGAGCGGAUGAGAGCGCUACUGAAAGUCUUUUGAAUAUGUCUGAAAAGAGACCAGGAAAAGGCCGGAGGAUGGGGUCUUCACGUAAACAGACCAGGGGUAACAGAAUACAGAGAGAGGAAGGGAAACCAGAGGGCAUUGAGGGGCUGGUGGAGGAGGACGGCUUGACAUAUACUGGAGUGAAAGAAGGGGGAGGGGCAGAUGAAGCCACUCCCCACAAACCAGCCAAGCACGAAUCAAAACUCUUAUUGCCAUCCAUGGAGAUCGACCCAUCACAUGAAUCUUCCACCUCUGCCCAUCUCCAGCAGUCAGACAGCCUAGUCCAAACAAGUGUCGAACCAGCUCUCAUCACUGAAGCCAAAGAUCUGGUGCAUUAUGAAGAGCCUGUAGGCUCAUCUAUAAAUGACAUUCAGCAGUCACAAACACAGAUGGAAUGUCGAACAGAAUUUAAGAGUCCAGUUGCCCUAACUCACCUAUAUGAGUCAGAAAAGAUUGUGUCUACUAAGGGACAUGAAAAUCCAAUCUGUAGUCGAAACCCAGAAUCUGAAAACACUCUACCUCUUGAAACAGUUGAGAAAUCAAGAGUAAACGUAAACUCAAGUCCAGAAGAAGCAUCUGAAAACACAGGAGAAUGUCUGCGUGUGGAUGAAGUUCAGGACACAUCUGUCCCAAUCCCUGACAGAAGAGAAAAGAGAAGGAAGAUGGGUUCCACUCGCAAAAGCUCCCGCAGGGCUGAGGUACAGACAGAGACAGGUGAGGAAGAAGAUGUCAUCACGGGGCAGGAGAGAGAGGAAGGAAAAGACUCAUCACUGGUGGAAGAAGAGUUAGGCUCUGAGAUAACAGCAACAUCUGGAGAAAUACAAACUGAAAAACAGGAUGAAAAAAGGAUCCAUCAAAACACAGAUCAAGACAAGGAAAAUGAGAGACAGGUGGGAGACAGAAAAACUUCAGGCAUUUCCACUCGCCCCCCUGAGAUAUCAGAUGAUUCUGAACAAGCUGAACAUUCGACCUUUUCAGUGGAGAAGGAGAGGGAGGACAAGGAGGAAAGCAAUGAAGAAAGGGAGAUAGAACAAGUUGGAACAUAUCACACACCUGACAUCUCAGAUUAUUCUGACCAAGCAGAGCAUUCCACAUUUGUAAACGAGGAGUUACAUACAGACACACCGCUGACCUUUGGGAGAACAGAGGGUGUGGGGCAAAGUGAAGCAGAAAGUACAAAGCAUGAGAAUACGUUUGAAGACACUGUCAUUUUGGACCAACUGAACCAAUCAGAGGACAGUCGGCUCACAGAAAAAGAUUCAGCGCUCAGUGUAAUGCUGACUGACACUCAGCAGAGGAGUCCGGAAUUGGAAGACCACAGUCAACAGAGUGAGGAGGGAGAGACGAGGAAUGUAGAAGAGAAUUCUCCUGGUGAAGACAGUAAGGGAGAUGUGCUCUUUACUCUGGCAGAGGAGAGUGGGAAUGAGAAAAUCAAAGAGAAUAAGGAGAAAGAGGAAGAGAGGAACUCUGAAAACGGUCAGACUGUUAUCAGUGAUGGUCAGUCCCCUACAUUACUGGAGCAAAAUCAGGACUUUACCACUGCUGAACAAGAGCAGACUGUGAAGCUGCAAGACACACAGCUGCCCUUAGUGGUGGAGAACAUACCUUUCAGUGGUGAAGGUGAAAUCAAUGUACAGGAAGGAGAAGGGCACCAAGGAGAAAGUAUUGAGAGGGGCAUACAACCAGAUGCAAAAGACAGACCUGCAGACACCAUGGAGUAUGAGGACACCACUCUGGCCCAGGAGACAGCUCUUCCAGUCCCUGCCAGAAGAGAAAGGAGAAGGAAGAUGGGGUCCACUCGUAAAAGCUCCCGCAGGGCUGAGGUGCAGACAGACAGAGGUGAGGAAGAAGAUGUUGUCAUGGGGCAGGAGAGAGAGGAAGGAGAAGAGUCAUCACUGGUGGAAGAAGAGUUAGGCUCUGAGAUAACAGCAACAACCGGAGAAAUACAAACUGAGAAACAGGACGAAAAAAGGAUCCAUCUCAUCGCAGAUGAAGAGAAGGAAAUGGAGUACCAGGUAGGAGACAGAGAAAGUUCUGGGAUUUCUGCUCAUACACCAGAGCCCUCAGAGUUUUCUGAACAAGCUGAACAUUCUACCUUUUCAGUGGAGAAGGAGAGGGAGGACAAGGAGGAAAGCAAUGAAGAAAGGGAGAUGGAACAAGUUGGAACAUAUCACACACCUGACAUCUCAGAUUAUUCUGACCAAGCAGAGCAUUCCACAUUUGUAAACGAGGAGUUACAUACAGACACACCGCUGACCUUUGGGAGAACAGAGGGUGUGGGGCAAAGUGAAGCAGAAAGUACAAAGCAUGAGAAUACGUUUGAAGACACUGUCAUUUUGGACCAACUGAACCAAUCAGAGGACAGUCGGCUCACAGAAAAAGAUUCAGCGCUCAGUGUAAUGCUGACUGACACCCAGCAGAGGAGUCUGGAAUUGGAAGACCACAGUCAACAGAGUGAGGAGGGAGAGACAAGGAAUGUAGAAGAGAAUUCUCCUGGUGAAGACAGUAAGGGAGAUGUGCUCUUUACUGUGGCAGAGGAGAGUGGGAAUGAGAAAAUCAAAGAGAAUAAGGAGAAAGAGGAAGAGAGGAACUCUGAAAACGGUCAAACUGUUAUCAGUGAUGGUCAGUCCCCUACAUUACUGGAGCAAAAUCAGGACUUUACCACUGCUGAACAAGAGCAGACUGUGAAGCUGCAAGACACACAGCUGCCCUUAGUGGUGGAGAACAUACCUUUCAGUGGUGAAGGUGAAAUCAAUGUACAGGAAGGAGAAGGGCACCAAGGAGAAAGUGCUGAGACGGGCAUACAACCAGAUGCAAAAGACAGAUCUACAGACACCAUGGAGUAUGAGGACACCACUGCACCCCAGGAGACAGCUCUUCCAGUCCCUGCCAGAAGAGAAAGGAGAAGGAAGAUGGGGUCCACUCGUAAAAGCUCCCGCAGGGCUGAGGUGCAGACAGACAGAGGUGAGGAAGAAGAUGUCGUCAUGGGGCAGGAGAGAGAGGAAGGAGAAGAGUCAUCACUGGUCGAAGAAGAGUUAGGCUCUGAGAUAACAGCAACAUCUGGAGAAAUACAAACUGAGAAACAAGAUGACAAAAGGAUUCAUCAAAACACAGAUCAAGACAAGGAAAAUGAUGAGAGCCAGGUGGGAGACAGGAAAACUUCAGGCAUUUCCACUUACCCCACUGAGGUAUCAGAUGAGAACAUGCCUGUCAGAUGUGAAGGUGAAAUCAAUGUACAGGAAGGAGAAGGGCACCAAGGAGAAAGUAUUGAGAGGGGCAUACAACCAGAUGCAAAAGAUAGAUCUGCAGAAACUAUGGAGUAUGAGGACACCACUCUGGCCCAGGAGACAGCUCUUCCAGUCCCUGCCAGAAGAGAAAGGAGAAGGAAGAUGGGGUCUACUCGUAAAACCUCCCGCAGGGCUGAGGUGCAGGCAGACAGAGGUGAGGAAGAAGAUGUCGUCAUGGGGCAGGAGAGAGAGGAAGGAGAAGAGUCAUCACUUUUAGAAGACAAGUUAGGCUCAGAGACAGGUGCACCAUCAGGAGAACUGCAAGCAGAAAAACAGAAAGAAAAGAGGAUCCAUCUCAUCGCAGAUGAAGAGAAGGAAAUGGAGUACCAGGUAGGAGACAGAGAAAGUUCUGGGAUUUCUGCUCAUACACCAGAGCCCUCAGAGUUUUCUGAACAAGCUGAACAUUCUACCUUUUCAGUGGAAAACGAGAGGGAAGACAAAGAGGAGAGCAAAGAAGAAAGAGAGAUGGAAAAAUUUGGAACAUAUCACACACCUGACAUCUCAGCUUAUUCUGACCAAGCAGAGCAUUCCCCAUUUGUGAAGGAGGAAUUACAUACAGACACACCGCUGACCUUUGGGAGAACAGAGAAUGUGGGGCAAAGUGAAGCAGAAAGUACAAAGCAUGAGAAUAUGUUUGAAGACACUGUCAUUUUGGACCAACUGAACCAAUCAGAGGACAGUCUGCUCACAGAAAAAGAUUCAGCGCUCAGUGUAAUGCUGACUGUCACUCAGCAGAGGAGUCUGGAAUUGGAAGACCACAGUCAACAGAGUGAGGAGGGAGAGACGAGGAAUGUAGAAGAGAAUUCUCCUGGUGAAGACAGUAAGGGAGAUGUGCUCUUUACUCCGGGAGAGGAGAGUGGGAAUGAGAAAAUCAAAGAGAAUAAGGAGAAAGAGGAAGAGAGGAACUCUGAAAACAGUCAUAUUGUUGUCAGUGAUAUCCAUUCCCCUACAUUACUGGAGCAAACCCAGAACUUUACCACUGCUGAGCAGGUACAGACUGUGAAGCUGCAAGACACACAGCUGCCCUUAGUGGUGGAGAACAUUCCUGUCAGAUGUGAUGGUGAACUCAAUGUACAGGAAGGAGAAGGGCACCAAGGAGAAAGUGUUGAGAGGCGCAUACAACCAGAUUCGAAAGACAGAUCUGCAGACACCAUGGAGUACAAGGACACCACCCUACCCCGGGAGACCGCUCUUCCAGUCCCUGCCAGAAGAGAAAGGAGAAGGAAGAUGGGGUCCACUCGUAAAAGCUCCCGCAGGGCUGAGGUGCAGACAGAGAGAGGUGAGGAAGAAGAUGUCGUCAUGGGGCAGGAGGGAGAGGAAGGAGAAGAGUCAUCACUGGUGGAAGAAGAGUUAGGCUCUGAGAUAACAGCAACAUCUGGAGAAAUACAAACUGAGAAACAGGAUGACAAAAGGAUUCAUCAAAACACAGAUCAAGACAAGGAAAAUGAUGAGAGCCAGGUGGGAGACAGGAAAACUUCUGGCAUUUCCACUUACUCCACUGAGGUAUCAGAUGAGAACAUGCCUGUCAGAUGUGAAGGUGAAAUCAAUGUACAGGAAGGAGAAGGGCACCAAGGAGAAAGUGUUGAGAGGGGCAUACAACCAGAUUCGAAAGACAGAUCUGCAGACACCAUGGAGUACAAGGACACCACCCUACCCCAGGAGACAGCUCUUCCAGUCCCUGCCAAAACAGAAAGGAGAAGGAAGUUGGGGUCCACUCGUAAAAGCACCCGCAGAGCUGAGGUGCAAACAGAAAAAGGUGAGGAAGAGGAUGUCAUGAGGAAAGAGAAUUCAUCACUGUUAGAAGACAAAUUGGGCUUGGAGACAGCUGCACCAUCAGGAGAACUGCAAGUAGAACAACAGAAGGAAAAGAAGAUCCAUCUCACAACAAAUCAAGAGAAGGGAAUGGAGUACCAGGUAGGAGACAGAGAAAGUUCUGGAAUUUCCGCUCAUACACCCGAGCCCUCAGAGGUUUCUCAACAAGCUGAACAUUCCACCUUUUCAGUUGAGAAGGAGAGGGAGGACAAGGAUAAGAGCAAAGAAGAAAGAGAGAUGGAAAAAUUUGGAACAUAUCACACACCUGACAUUUUAGAUUAUUCUGACCAAGCAGAGCAUUCCACAUUUGUAAAGGAGGAGUUACAUACAGACACACCGCUGACUUUUGGGAGAACAGAGAAUGUGGGGCAAAGUGAAGCAGAAGGUACAAAGCAUGAAAAUAUGUUUGAAGGCGCUGUCUUUUUGUACCAACAGAACCAAUCAGAGGAUAGUCUACUCACAGCAAAAGAUUCAGACUGCAAAGCUUCGCAGAAUUUUGUUAGUGAUAACUAUUCACCUGCAAUAUUGGAGCAAAUCCAGGACUUUACCACUGCUGAACAAGAGCAGACUGUGAAGCUGCAAGACACACAGCUGCCCUUAGUGGUGGAGAACAUACCUUUCAGUGGUGAAGGUGAAAUCAAUGUACAGGAAGGAGAAGGGCACCAAGGAGAAAGAAUUGAGAGGGGCAUACAACCAGAUGCAAAAGACAGACCUGCAGACACCUUGGAGUACGAGGACACCACCCUACCCCAGGAGACAUCUCUUCCAGUCCCUGCCAGAAGAGAAAGGAGAAGGAAGAUGGGGUCUACUCGUAAAAGCUCCCGCAGGGCUGAGGUGCAGGCAGACAGAGGUGAGGAAGAAGAUGUCGUCAUGGGGCAGGAGAGAGAGGAAGGAGAAGAGUCAUCACUGGUGGAAGAAGAGUUGGGCUCUGAGAUAACAGCAACAUCCAGAGAAAUACAAACUGAGAAACAGGAUGACAAAAGGAUUCAUCAAAACACAGAUCAAGACAAGGAAUAUGAUGAGAGCCAGGUGGGAGACAGUAAAACUUCAGGCAUUUCCACUUACCCCACUGAGGUAUCAGAUGAAAACAUGUCUGUCAGAUGUGAGGGUAAGAUCAGUGUACAGGAAGAAGAAGGACACCAAGGACAAAGUGAUAAAAGGGGAGCAGAAGCAAUAGAUAAAUCUGCAGACAUAAUGAUGUCCCAGAACACCUCCCUACCCCAGGACACAUCUCUCCCAGUCCCUAACAGAAGAGAAAGGAGAAGGAAAUUGGGGUCCACUCGUAAAAGCUCUCGCAAGGCUGAGGCGCAGACAGAGACAGGUGAGGAAGAGGAUGUCAUGGGGCAGGAGAGAGAGGAAGAUAAAGAGUCAUCACUGUUAGAUAAGGGCUUGGGCUCUGAGAUAGCUGCACCCUCAGACGAAAUGCAUGCAGAAAAACUGAAGGAAAUGAAUAUCCAUCAAGCCACUGAACAUUCCACCUUUUCAGUGGAGAAGGAGAGGUCAAAUAAGGAGGAGAGAGAAGAAAGGGAGAUGGAACAAGUUGGAAUGUAUCACACACCUGAUAUCUCAAAUUAUUCUGCCCAAGUAGAACACUCCUUUGAAAAGGAAUUAGCGUCAAUUUCAAACACUCAGACAAACCUAGGCUGGGGAGAGAGUGUAGGGUUCAGUGUAACAGAAAGCACAAAGUAUGAGAACUUGAUUGAAGACACCAAAUGGAGGAGUCAUCCAGACCACACUCAACAGCUUUGCCAGACAAAAAACGUUGUACAUCAUUCUGCAGAUGAGCAUGAUUCUUCUGCUGUACCACACCGGAGGAGGAAGAUGGGUUCAACUCGCAAAGGCCUCCUACGUUCAGCCAAUCAAGGAGAGGGGGAACAAUUAAGAGAACAGAGGGAGAAAACAGAGGGAGAGAAAGGUGAAAUGGGAGAAAUGUUAGAGGGAAAUGAUGUGAAUGAUACACAUAAAGAAGAAAAAGGGAUAGAUAAGGAUGAGGCAUUGGAGAGAGAAAUCAUGAGUUCAGUUCAGUCACCUCCAUUUUUAGAGCCUCCUGAAAGUUCUGCCGUUGCUGGAAAGCAGGAUAAGGCAAGCCCAGGGGUGAAGAAGAAAUUGGGCUCUAGACGCAAAGGCAGGAGCACUGUAUGGAAAGGGGAUAGAGACCUGGGACAGGCUAAUGAAAUGGGGGUUGAAGAGGAUAGCAAAGCCUCAGCAGUACUGCAGAGAAUUCAGGAAGUUUUCCACCACUGGGACCCUGAAGAAAAGGGCUUCAUCACAUGGGACCACAUGCAGGGGCUGAGUGGUGAGCUGGGGCUCAGUGUUGAAGAACUUCGGCAGGUAUUUGACCGCCUGGACAAGGACAGAGAUGGACUUGUCACUCCUGAGGAUGUCACCGCAGGCUUCCGGGAGUUCAUGCAAUUACAGCAACCCAGGGCCAGGCCUGCUGCCGCUGUCUACCAAUCAGAUGGUUCCAUUCUGCCAGAGGAAGAGGAUGAUGGUGAAAGAAAGCUGUUCUUGUCCAAGCUGGGUGAUCUGAGAGCCUACAGCCUCCUACAGGACCAGUCAGACAUUUGGAGGUUGUGGGUAGAGCUCCAACACAAUGAACCACAUCUGCUGAACAUCCUGGAAGAUUUUGUUUCCAAUGUGACUGAGCAAAUCAAGACUGUACAGCAGGAGAAGGAUUCUCUGGAGCUGGCUUUAAAAAGGCACAUCCAGCAGCACAGCGUUGGAGUUAAGGAGCUGUAUGAGGAAAUGGAGAGGCAGAUUAGAACUGAAAAAGAAAGAAUAAAGGAAGAGAGUCUGGAGAAAAGCCGUUCACAGUUGGCCAAGCUGGAGGAGGAGCUGGACCAGAAGAACAGCCAGAUUCAGACACUGAAUGCAGUUCAGAGCCAGUUGGAGGGCCGCUUGCAUGCGCUGCAGAGACAGCAGCAGCAGACUGGUGUGGAAAAGCAGGAGCUGUUCAGGGCCAACCAGGAGCUGGAGGAGCAGCUGGAGAGGAUCCGAGCGCAGCUGCAGGAGAGCCUGAGCAAUCUGCAUGCCCUGCGCAGUGCCCACCCCCACAAGCCAACCCACCCACACCUGCUCAGUCUUACGGACAGGGCUGGACAGACUGAGGACUCCUCCAGACCAGAGGUGUUAAAUUUGGACUCGAAUGUUCAGACUGAAAAGAGAGACAUUUCCCAUGAGGCUGUGGUGCUAGAGAGAUCGGGAUCACAGCUAGAUCAUUCCUCUCCCCAGGGCAGAUGUACAGGAGCUCAAGACGAGGCACGCAGAAGAGUGAUAUCCAUAGAGGAGGAUCCCAUGCCUGACCUCCUCACUGGGGGCCAGGCCUUGCCCUACCAAAACCAAGGGGAGGCGCUGUGGGAGAAACAGAGAGGCCAGGCCUGGGGAGAGAGAGACUCACUGAGCAGUGUGAGUCACUCUCCCUCAGCGCUGGACUUGCUGUAUAACGUGGUGCUGGUGGGGAACAGCAGUGUGGGAAAAACCUGCUUCAUGAAGCGCUUCCAAAGUGGAGACUUCAAUCCUGAUCUCUGUGCUACCGUCGGCCUGGACAGCUGCAUCCAGACCAUGCAGGUGGAGGGGCGAAAAGUCAUCCUGCAGCUGUGGGACACCGCGGGACAGGAGAGGUAUCACAGCAUCACCAAGCAGAUCCUGCGCAAAGCCCAGGGACUGGUCCUCAUGUAUGACAUCACUUCCUCUGAGAGCUUCCUCGCCCUGCGCUCUUGGCUCAGCAGCAUUCAGGAAGGAGCCCCUGAUGAUGUCAUUAUUGUAUUGUUGGGCAACAAAAACGAUAGCCACAGACGAGAAGUCUCAUUGGAGGAGGGAGAGAGGCUUGCAAGGGAGUACAGUGUUCAUUUCAUGGAGUGCAGUGCGGCUACAGGUGACAAUGUGGUGCAAGCCAUGAACAACCUGGCUAGGAUGCUGAAGCAGCAGGUGGAAGAGAAGCAGGAAAGUAGCAUCACUCUUCACAAAGGCUCCCCGAAGAAGAAGUCAGGGUGUUGUGGAUGAGGCUGUAAUGGUGUCACUCAAGGAACCACCACAGAAGAAGUCGCCCUUAUGGAAAUCUAAUAUACAGUAAUAUGUUGUAAAUAUGAGGACUUCAAAAAAAUAUAUGUAUAUGAAUAUAUUUUACAAAAGUGUAUUUUAGAAAGUUUCUUAAGAUAUGCAAAUUGGCAGUAGCUUCGCGUUUUGCCCACAUAGGCCUAUUGUGAAAUGUUUCAAUAUUGUAUAUUAGAAUAUAUUUUAAUAUAUCCCAUUACCACAAGUGUUUUGUGAAGUUAAAAAAGGAUUUAUGUGCUCUGUCAUAUGAUGAAACUGCGCAACAGCUUGAGAGCUAUGCAUAAACUAUAAAAAAGAGCAGAAAACCUGAAAAAAAGGAAACGCAUUAGGAUUUACUUCAACAUGUACCCACCCAAUAAAUCAAUCACCACAUUUGCUUCAAACUCCAUUGCCUUUGCCAUAGAUUUCGAGACUUAGAUAAAUAUUUACUUUGGGGUAAAGAAUGGGGCCAGACCUUGUAGCUGAAGCCAAAUAUGUCAGAAUAAUUUUGCUCAUUAAAGUUUGUCGUCAUCAUUGUU